GUCAAAUUGUCGUCACGUCAGAAGUCAGAAAAAUGGUGUAAUGUUUUCGCUCGAUUAAAUUUUAACUUUCUACGAUGGAGUCUAAUUUAAUAGACACCGAUGUCGGUGAUAAGUGUAAUUUAAAUGGUGAUUGUUCAUCUCCGCCGAAAAAGCCAGCUUUCAACAUGAACCACGCCAAAAAUAUCGAUGACAUUUCUACGCCUUCCGAAUUGAAAUUCGAUCAAGAGUUUAACUUCGAGGACCCUGACAUCACUGAGAAGAGAAGAGGGAUAGAAAAAUGCCUAUCAGAUCCGGAUUCAGUUAAUUUAGAAGAAUGGCAGAACUUGGCCAAAAGCAAAGGAGGUUUAAUAAGUGAUGAUUACAGGAAAACAAUAUGGCCAUUAUUAGUUGGAGUGACAAAAGAAGAAAUGACAGAUCCACCGUCCCUGGAUGAACUAUCGACACAUCCAGAGUAUAAUCAGGUGGUGUUAGACGUGAACAGAUCUCUGAAAAGGUUUCCACCUGGUAUCCCCUACGAACAACGUGUGGCGUUACAGGACCAACUCACAGUACUUAUUCUUCGGGUUAUCAUAAAGUACCCUCAUUUAAAAUACUAUCAGGGCUACCACGACGUGGCGAUCACGUUACUCCUGGUUUGCGGGUCGGUGUCGUCGUUCCCGAUGCUGUGCCGGCUGUCGCACGGCCCGCGCGCGCCGCUCGCGCCUUUCAUGCAGACUACUAUGCAGCCCACGCAGCACCUGCUCAAUUACAUGCUGCCCGUGCUGAUGAGAGCUGAUCGCGACGCUGCGGAUUGCCUUGACAAAGCGCAAGUGGGCACGAUGUUCGCCCUCCCAUGGUACCUGACAUGGUUCGGGCACAGCCUCAACCGUUACUCCGACGUCGUGCGUCUGUACGAUUACUUCCUCUGCGCGCCGCCAUUGUUCCCCGUCUACGUCACCGCCGCCAUCGUGGCUUACCGAGGGGACGAGGUGCGCGCGUGUGAGUGCGACAUGGCCAUGCUGCACUGUCUGCUGUCUAGGGUGAGUUGCGAUAACCCUGUUCCCGUCUACGUCACCGCCGCCAUAGUGGCGUAUCGAGGGGACGAGGUGCGCGCGUGUGAGUGCGACAUGGCCAUGCUGCACUGUCUGCUGUCUAGGUUACCAGAUGACUUGCCCUUCGAAGACAUUCUGGUGACGGCCAAGAAACUGUACGAAGAAAACGACCCAGUUGAUCUCGAGCCAGAGGUGGCCGCGCUGGAAAGGAGAGAAGAGGAGCAACGCCGCCUAGAGGAGGAGCGUCUAAAGCGUCGUCAGGCUGCCGUGCGCGCGCGCAACAAUCCAUCGCUCACUACACGCCUGUCGCGGCGCCUCGCCCGUGCUCUGCCCGCGCUCGCGUCGCGGCGAACUCUGCUCGCGACCGCGACCGUGCUGCUCGGCGUCUACGUGUACUACCGCCCCGAUCUCCUCUUCAACAGAAAUUACGAUGAUUCAGUCCGAGAACUGUAAAGGGGUGUUAGGAAUAUCAAAAAUAAAGACAGGAAUAUAAA
This is a messenger RNA of Ostrinia nubilalis (European corn borer), 1525 nucleotides long. RefSeq names its product TBC1 domain family member 20. The record is from RefSeq and is a predicted model, not a curated record. NCBI's taxonomy places the organism in Eukaryota, Metazoa, Arthropoda, Insecta, Lepidoptera, Crambidae. The transcript has 10 exons. Gene Ontology annotation, biological process: positive regulation of GTPase activity; endoplasmic reticulum to Golgi vesicle-mediated transport. Bases 75 to 1484 code for a protein of 469 amino acids. Gene Ontology annotation, molecular function: GTPase activator activity. Gene Ontology annotation, cellular component: endoplasmic reticulum membrane.